Messenger RNA from Callithrix jacchus (white-tufted-ear marmoset), 7689 nucleotides. The record is from RefSeq and is a predicted model, not a curated record. NCBI's taxonomy places the organism in Eukaryota, Metazoa, Chordata, Mammalia, Primates, Cebidae.
AAACUAUUUUAUGAUUUUUGACUUCUCUUCCUCUGUGAAUCUGAUAUUUGUUAAUUAGCAAAUAGCCAUCUUGGAUAGGUGUAUUUAAAGGUUUUAGAAAGAGUACAAGAAGAACAAAUCCUUUAUCUCCUAAUUAUUUCCAAUGUGCAAAUAUGACAUAUUAUUUCCUGAGUGUGCUGUUGUGCUGAUUUUUUUCUUAUCGAUGCUCAAACUUCUGAGUUCCACUGGAAUUUGACUGUAGGAGAGAUGUGUUUUGUUACAUGAGGUCUUUACAUAGGUCUUCAAAUUUGGCAGGUAGUACUGACAAGGAACGUGGCAUUAUUACCAGAAAAAGGAAUUAAGAAUCCUGGUUUCAUUUUACUCAUUCAUUUGUUGUGUAUCUUUGGCUUAUGUCCUUUAUUGUUCAGGUCUCAAUUAUCCAUUUUUAUGAUUGGAAUAUAAUAUUUAUAACAUGAUUUACCAAAUCAUAAUUUGCAAUAAAACCUCAGUGCCUCAUAUACAUCAGCAUAAGUCCUUAGUCUUUUUAGAAAACUGCAGGUCUUUCUUGCUUUGAAUUUUAUCUUACCUCUCCAUUUCUAAAUAACUUCUAUUCAUUUGCAUCAGGAAUCUGUUUUGAAACACCUGCCUUUGGAGUAUUAGAAAUUAGUAAUGUGGUUGCCUUUGGACAGAUACCACCCUUAUCAGGUGCUAGUUUUGAUUUGCCCAAAAUCUUGUGAUCUAGAUCAGUAAUUCUUAAUCCUUGCUGCUUAUUAGAAUUAUCUGGAGAGCUUAAAGUAACAACAAAAGCAGACUGCACACCCUGCCCCUACACCAAUUAAAUCAGAGGUAAAGCUUAAGGCACUUUAUUUUUUAAGAGCUUUCCACUAAUGUAUACCCAUAAUUGAAGAUAACUGAUGGAGAUGCUUAAUGUUGAGUGUCAUUCAGCAUUAAUGGAAGCCUAAUAUUUCACAUUAAUGGCAAAAUACAGAAAAGUGAUAAUGAAAAAUCCCAUCAAUGUUGGAAUCAUUAAGUGAUCAGGGUUGAUAAGAGAAGAUUAAUCUCUUCAGAAAUAGUCUGAAAAGAUCAAAACAUCAUCUUCCCAUUUCUAGACUCUGCCUCUGUAGGGUUCUCAACCUCCUAAUCUUCCAUUUUAAGAUCUACAAUCUUAUUGCCAGUCUUUAUUUCUAAAAAGAUGCUUUGAACAGUUUUUAAAAAUAAUUUAUCUGUAAAAUGUUACCUAACAAUAGGAAGCUACUUAUAGUUUUUAUCAUUUUUCACCAGUUUUUUUCUUAUUACCUUAUAUUUAGGAUUUCAGUUCUUGACUCUUAAAUACUUUAUUUUAGAUACUUUUAGUUAAAAGCUCAGGAUUUUACAUUGAAACUGAGUUUGAACACAGUUAGAAAAAAUACUGGUCUUAAACAGAACUGGCUUGGCCAAGCCACUUAAUCUCUUUGAUUCUCCAUAUCUGUCAGUAAAAUUGGAAUAACAAGAAUGAAGUGUAGUAGCUCAUACCUGUAAUCCCAGCACUUUGGGAGGCUGAGGCAGGAGGAUCCCUUGAAUUUGGGAGUUCAAGAUCAACCUGGGCAGCAUAGCAAGACCUCAUAUCUACAAAAAGAAAGAAAGAAAAAAAGAAAAAGAAUAAUACUUCAUAAUAUUGCUGGGAGAGUUAGAACUAUGUAUUAAAUGUUAUUUAAUAUCAGGGACCUAGUCAACAUUUAACACAAGUUAAAUAUUGUUUUUGUUGUUGAUUCUGAUGAAAUCUUGGUCCUCCUUCUUCCUUUUUCCAGUCAUCAAAUUUUCUGGAUGCCUACUAUGUUACCGACAUUGUGGUAUGUGCCAGGAAAAAAGCCAUGAAUAAGAGAGAUGCUAUCCUUGUCUUUCAUGAGCUUUCCUUGACUCCUCUAUUAGAAGCAUUCCAAACUAAAACUGACUAAUUGAGUGGGUCCUUACAUAGAUACACAUGCACUCACAAUGAUAGGAUUAAGAAUUCCUCUAGUUUAUUAUUUAUUCCUAAAAAAAGAAUUGUUUUCUGUCUGCCUUAUUAAUUGUAUCCUUCUUUUCAAUUUCUGCCCUAGCCACAAAUAUGAUUUCUGACAUAACGUGUUUCAGGAAAACUAUCACUAUUGUGAUAGUUCUGUCAUAUGCUCCUGUUCUGUGCAUUCUCUGAACUCUUUUCUCAUGUUCUGUCAAAAUAUCUCAGGGAGACCAGCUCAGUCCUUCUCAGAUUCCUAAUUUAGCCUACCUCUAGCUACAGAAAAAAAUGAGUAUUACUAGAUAGCCCUGAGGAAGUGGAUUUUUGGUAGUUGUCUUAGGAACAGAAAGGAGGUAAACAGAAGUUGAUGAAUAUCUACAGUUAGAGGGGAUGAGGUUGUGGUUCAUCAACUGGAAACUACUUUCCUGGGAGACCCCAAUAUUUUUCCUGUUCUUAUCUUCCUGGAUGGAACCCCUUCGAUGAGGUUGCUGCCCUAUUAUUCUGAAAGUGCCCUGAGUCCUAAGCCUUAGGAUAUUUAAGGCAUGACUAUCACUACUCUCUCGGCCAAGGUUCUCUUUUCAUUUUUCACUGGAGUCCCUUAGGUCAGAUCUAAUGAAGUUCAGUUUUAAAGAUCAACCAACUGUUACACAUUUAACAUCUCUCAAGUAUGAGAUAAGAUUUUAAAAUUAUCUCCACUUGACAUGGGUAAUUUAUCUGUGUUUUCAUUUGUCUUUUUUUUUCUUUAUAUACUACCUCUUCAUAGGAUUGGAAAAAUUGAACUUUUUUUUCAGUCUGUCUCUUUUGUUCUAACCUUAAAUGUAGGUAUUUCUCUGUCUUCUUUGUUUUACAUUCUCUGAAGAUGAACUCUUCUAUACUCUAAGACUGACUCAAAUUUUCAUCUCAACUGCAGAGCUUUUUCCUAAUUUCCAGUCUCAUAUAUAUGUUUGCUCAUGCAAACUCACGUUGGAAGUUCCAUUAGCAUAUCACAUUUGCUAUGUCCAAAACUGAACAAAUUAUCUCCCUAAUACCUAUGCUGAAUCUAUCCUUCUUCCUGCAUUUCUUGCCUUUAAGAAGUUAAUGUUAUUCACUUUACUCAUUUGUAUUAGUCUGUUCUCAUGCUGCUAAUAAAGACUUACCAGAGACUGGGUAAUUUAUAAAGAAAAAGAGGUUUAAUGGACUCACAAUUUAACAUGGCUGGGGAGACCUCACAAUCAUGGCAGAAGGUGAAAGAUGAGCAAAGGCACGUCUUACAUGAUGGCAGGCAAGAGAACCAUGUGCAGAGGUACUCCCAUUUAUAAAACCAUCAGGUCUUGUGAGACUUAUCCAUGGCCAUGAGAAACAGUGGGGUGGGCUGCGAAACCAUACACAUGAUUCAAUUAUCCUCAUCUAGCCCUGCCUUUGACAUGUGGGGAUUAUUAUAUUUCAGGGUGAGAGUUGGGUAGGGAUAUAGCCAAACCAUAGCACCAUUCAUCUUCCAUUCUUCCCUUUCUCUCACCAAGUCUUAUUGUUUGGUUACAUUUCCUGGACUCUCUGGAAAUCAUUACACUCCAUCUUCUGGCCCCCCUAACCUCUUUAAUAUCUAUCACCUUUACUGGGUAGAAAACGUGAUUUUUCUAAAAACAGAAAUUUGAUUAUGAUGUUUUCUUAAAAGCAGUUCUCUCCAUUCCAUCCAUUUGGGACAAAAUUGGUAAAUUCCAAAUUCACUGAAAGAUGUACGAGGCUUUUUAUGGGCAAAUCCUUAACUGACCUUUGAGCCAUAUCAGUUGUCAUUCUCCCCUUGUGCUUUCCGCUCCUGCUGCUCAAGGAUUGACCAUGCCUUUUCUUGCUUUUAUGCUUUUGCAUCUGACAUUUCCUCUCUAUUUUCCCUCCUGUCUACCUGAUCAGAUUCUGCUCAACAGUGUCAUCUUUGGGAAAUUUUCCCUAACAUUUCUCCUGACCCUCUAUGUCACUUUUUUUUUCUUUUAAGAGACAGAGUCUUGCUCUGCUACCCAUGCUGGAGUGCAGUGGCACAAUCACAGCCCACUGCAGCCUUAAUCUCUUGAGCUCAAGCCAUCCUCCCACCUCAGCCACCUGUGUAGCUGGGACUACAGGCAUGCACCGCCACAUUUGACUAAUUUUUGUAUUUUUUAUUUUUUUGUCGGAAGGGGUCUUGCUAUGUUGCCCAGGCUGGUCUCAAACUCCUGGUCUUGAGAGAUCCUCUGGUCUCAGCUUCUUAAAGUUCUGGGAUUAUAGCUGUGAGCCAUUGUUCCCAGGCUGUGUAGCUUUCUUAAUCUCCUGUCAUAGCACAUAUCCGCUCUCCUUUGUGGCUGCCCUUUGACCUCCUAUGUUUCAAUUCUGCUUCUUAAAGGUAAGGGCUUUCUUUUAUUUUGUAGCUACAGCCUUACACAACAUUUGACACAUAAUAAAUUGCACAACUGUCAUUGUGUGGUUCUGUAACUUCUUACAUUCUUUUCAAAGUGAAAAGCUUAAGCAGUCAUUUCAUUUUUUACAUGAAGUUCUUAAAGCAACCCACACUCAGAAAUAUUGGAAUCUUACUUUCCUGAGCAAUAUAUGUCAGAAUUGGGGUUAUCUUUUGGAGCAGAAGUCUCCACUUCAUACUGAAAAGAUACAGGGCACUCCGAUUAGAUAUAUGAUAUGAACUAUGUUCUGCCAGUUUUAUUUAUUCUGCUUAAAAUUUCCUGCCAAAAGCCAGAGAAUGCACCGGAGAACCUGGUUUUCUUAUUUCAAAUUUUGUGAGAACUUUGGAAGAUAAGCUGAAAAAGGUGGUGCCUUUUAAAGAUACCUUCUUAGCAAAUCUAUGAUAAAAAAUAAAAGUAACGAAAGAAAUCAUAACUCUUAUUUCUCAAGUGACAAGCAUUUAAUGUCAGAAUGGCUCACCUAAAGCGACUAGUAAAAUUACACAUUAAGAGACAUUACCAUAAAAAGUUCUGCAAGCUUGGUGCAGUAAUUUUUUUCUUUUUAAUAGUUUUGGUUUUAAUGCAAAGAGAAGUAAGUGUUCAAUAUUCCAAAGAGGAAUCAAAGAUGGAAAGAAACAUGAAAAGCAAAAACAAGAUGUUGGAUUUAAUGCUAGAAGCUGUAAACAAUAUUAAGGAUGCAAUGCCAAAAAUGCAAAUAGGAGCACCUGUCAGGCAAAGCAUUGAUGUUGGUGAGAGACCCUGUUUGCAAGGAUAUUAUACAGCAGCAGAAUUGAAGCCUGUUCUUGACCGUCCACCUCAGGAUUCAAAUGCACCUGGUGCUUCUGGUAAAGCAUUCAAGACAACCAAUUUAAGUAUUGAAGAACAAAAGGAAAAGGAACGUGGGGAAGCUAAACACUGCUUUAAUGCUUUUGCCAGUGACAGGGUUUCUUUGCACCGAGAUCUUGGACCAGACACUCGACCUCCUGAAUGUAUUGAACAAAAAUUUAAACGCUGCCCUCCCCUGCCCACCACCAGUGUCAUAAUAGUUUUUCAUAAUGAAGCAUGGUCCACAUUGCUUAGAACUGUCCACAGUGUGCUCUAUUCUUCACCUGCCGUACUGCUGAAGGAAAUCAUUUUGGUGGAUGAUGCUAGUGUAGAUGAGUACUUACAUGAUAAACUAGAUGAAUAUGUAAAACAAUUUUCUAUAGUAAAAAUAGUCAGACAAAGAGAAAGAAAAGGUCUGAUCACUGCUCGGUUGCUAGGAGCAUCAGUCGCAACAGCUGAAACGCUCACAUUUUUAGAUGCUCACUGUGAGUGUUUCUAUGGUUGGUUAGAACCUUUGUUGGCCAGAAUAGCUGAGAACUACACUGCUGUCGUGAGUCCAGAUAUUGCAUCCAUAGAUAUGAAUACAUUUGAAUUCAACAAACCUUCUCCUUAUGGAAGUCACCAUAACCGUGGAAAUUUUGACUGGAGUCUUUCAUUUGGCUGGGAAUCACUUCCUGAUCAUGAGAAGCAAAGAAGGAAAGAUGAAACCUACCCAAUUAAAACACCUACUUUUGCAGGAGGACUUUUUUCCAUAUCAAAAGAAUAUUUUGAGUAUAUUGGAAGUUAUGAUGAAGAAAUGGAAAUCUGGGGAGGUGAAAAUAUAGAAAUGUCUUUCAGAGUAUGGCAAUGUGGUGGGCAGUUGGAGAUUAUGCCUUGCUCUGUUGUUGGACAUGUUUUUCGCAGCAAAAGCCCUCAUAGCUUUCCAAAAGGCACUCAGGUGAUUGCUAGAAACCAAGUUCGCCUUGCAGAAGUCUGGAUGGAUGAAUACAAGGAAAUAUUUUAUAGGAGAAAUACAGAUGCAGCAAAAAUUGUUAAACAAAAAACAUUUGGUGAUCUUUCAAAAAGAUUUGAAAUAAAACACCGCCUUCAGUGUAAAAAUUUUACAUGGUAUCUGAACAAUAUUUAUCCUGAGGUGUAUGUGCCAGACCUUAAUCCUGUUAUAUCUGGAUAUAUUAAAAGCGUUGGUCACCCUCUAUGUCUGGAUGUUGGAGAAAACAAUCAAGGAGGCAAACCAUUAAUUAUGUAUACAUGUCAUGGACUUGGGGGAAACCAGUACUUUGAAUACUCUGCUCAACAUGAAAUUCGGCACAACAUCCAGAAGGAAUUAUGUCUUCAUGCUGCUCAAGGUCUUGUUCAGCUGAAGGCAUGUACCUACAAAGGUCACAAGACAGUUGUCACUGGAGAGCAGAUAUGGGAGAUCCAGAAGGAUCAACUUCUAUAUAAUCCAUUCUUAAAUAUGUGCCUUUCAGCAAAUGGAGAGCAUCCAAGUUUAGUGUCAUGCAACCCAUCAGAUUCACUCCAAAAAUGGAUAUUUAGCCAAAAUGAUUAAGUGUUCCUUAAAAUUAAGGAGUUGAAAAAGGAGAUAUUCUUUCUCAGAAAACUGUGACUAGGCAUACACUGUAGUUUUCAAAAAUUAUGCAAAAGCAGCUAAUUGUAACUUAUUCCAAAUGCAUUUUUCUUAUUUAUAUCUUAAAAUAUCUAUGUAGCACUACUACAGAAAUUCUGCAAGUUUCUGUUUCAAAGCACAAUAACUAGUAAUACCAAAGACUAUUUCAAAAUGUCCAGAUGUAGGGGAAGAGAUGUUUACAGUAUGAUGAAAAUAAUUUUCCAAGUGAAGUGGUGUUUGUGUGUUUUGUACACUUAGGGAUAUAUAUAACUACAUUCACACACUCACAGUUUAAAAUAUUUCCCCUAGCUUUUUGGGGGUAUAGAAAGAAAGAUUUGUUACUGUAUUUUUUUAACUACAUAGAAGUGGAUAAAUGAAGGUCAACUUUGGCCUCUAUGUAUAAACCAAGAAAUUUUUACAGAGCUAGAAUUUAUUAUUUUAAAAUGCAGGUGAACUUUUUUUGCCUUUGGUUUACUUGUCUGUCAAAUGUUUUCUUAAACAUGAAACUGAAUAAGGAGAGGAAUAUUUUUAUCACUUAAAUUUCUUGGCAAAUUUUAAAAUAUUUUUAGUCUGCAGCUCACUCCACUUGAAGCAUUUAAGUCUUCCUUACAUGACUUUUCUUAAGUAACUAUACUGUGUAUUUUCCAAAGCACUUUUUAAAAAUUUUUUAUAAAUUACUAUCUGUUGAAAAUGUGUCAUUUUCCUUUCUCUAGUAUUUCUUUUCUUAUCAAAAUUCACUAAUCUUGAAUGUUUGUGACAAAUGCAGAAUACUUGACUCAUUUAAAGCUAAAUUUUAUUACUGAAUCAAUUUUAAUUGUAAUGGAUUUUUGACCUUGUAAUGGAUUCUUUUCAUCAAAUAAAGCCUUAUUUUUAUGUGGAAAACACAAUAAAAAUCCUCAACACUAUUGUAA